Protopterus annectens (West African lungfish) is the source of this 2159-nucleotide messenger RNA. It is a transcript of the gene PCOLCE2, whose product is annotated as procollagen C-endopeptidase enhancer 2. NCBI's taxonomy places the organism in Eukaryota, Metazoa, Chordata, Ceratodontiformes, Protopteridae. The transcript has 9 exons. The coding region runs from base 281 to 1525 and encodes 414 amino acids. The record is from RefSeq and is a predicted model, not a curated record. Gene Ontology annotation, molecular function: protein binding.
CCAUGGUCUUUAAUGCAGCAGAACUUCUGGGUGGUUGUUUGCUGGCAUUAUCCUUUCCUUUUUUCACUCUGAGGGAAGCCUGUUCCCUCCUCCUUUUCUUUUCCUCCUACCCCUGCCUACUCUGGACAAGUGAUAUAUUCAUCAUUGCAUGCUCCCGCCUGGGAACCUCCCAGUGGGAAUUCCUUACACAGACUUUCAGUAGCAGUCUGCACUACAGACCAACUUUAAAUAACAGCACUACCUGUACGAGUCAGACGCACAUCCCAUAGAUCCUUGCACAAUGAAUCGACUCACUAGCUGCUGCCUUGGACUACUUCUGCUGCUAUCGGGAGCUUUCAGCCAGCAACCGCAAAGAAGACAUAAUUUUGCCUGUGGCGGAAAUGUAACCGGAGACUCGGGCUAUAUUGGCAGCGAAGGAUAUCCUGGAGUCUACCCUUCAAACAGCAAAUGUACUUGGAAAAUCACGGUUCCGGAAGGCAAGGUUGUUGUCCUCUUAUUCCGUGUACUGGACCUUGAAAGUGAUACCCUGUGCAGAUAUGAUUAUGUGGAUGUAUACAGUGGACACACAAAUGGCCAGCGACUUGGCAGAUUCUGUGGCACCUUUAGGCCUGGUGCCCUUAUCUCCAAUACCAAUAAGAUGUUAGUACAGAUGGUAUCAGAUGCCAACACUGCAGGAAAUGGCUUUAUUGCAUCUUUUUCAGCAGCAGACUCAAAUAACAGAGGAGAUCAAUACUGUGGGGGUCGGCUACAGAAACCUGAGGGGACUUUCAAAACUCCUAACUGGCCUGAUCGAGAUUAUCCUGCUGGAGUUACCUGUUCUUGGCACUUUGUUGCCCCAAAGAAUCAGGUAAUUGAGAUCAAGUUUGAGAAGUUUGAUGUGGAGAGAGACAACUACUGCAGAUAUGACUUUGUUGCUGUAUUUAAUGGUGGUGAAAUCAACGAUGCGAAAAGAAUUGGGAAAUUCUGUGGUGACAGUCCCCCAGAGCCCAUUGUUUCAGAGGGAAAUGAACUUCUCGUGCAGUUCUUCUCAGAUUUAAGUUUAACUGCUGAUGGGUUUAUUGGCCACUACAGAUUCAGGCCCAAGAAACUACCUACGACUGUCCCUCCAACCACUACUACACCUGCCACUACUGUCACAGCAAGUUCAAGACCAACAGUAGCUUUGUGUCAACAGAAAUGCAAACGAAGUGGGUCCCUUGUAAGCAGUUUCUGUUCGAGUGAUUUUGUGAUAAUAGGAACAGUCAUAACAACAGUGACAAGAGGAACCAGUUUACAUGCUACCGUAUCAAUCAUUAAUGUUUACAAAGAAGGAAAUUUAGCAAUCCAGCAAGCAGGCAAGAACAUGAGUACUAAGAUUAUUGUGGUCUGCAAAAAGUGCCCUGCCAUUCGACGGGGACUGAAUUAUAUCAUCAUGGGCCAAGUAGAUGAAGACCAUCAGGGCAAAGUCCUACCAAGCAGUUUUGUUAUGAAUUUUAAGACAAAAAAUCAGAAGAGCCUCCACAUCCUAAAAAACAAACAGUGCUGAAGUACACAAUUUAUGUAGUGUGACAAAUUAUCAUUACUCUGUUUGGGGUCAUUUAGUCCCUUCGUCUACAAUAUACGUACAUUUGGAUGCAGGAUUUCUGUCUGCACAGUUGCAAACAAAAUCAGCAUAAACUUAUUCUGUUUUAGAAUGUCUGCUGAAGUGAACAGCAAAGACCAAAGCAAUGGACUUCUUUGAAUGUGUAACUUUAUUUAUCAAUCUGUCUCAAAGAAUUCUAUAUUAAAUGUAAAAUAGUGAUGUGUAAUAUUUCUAUUUAAAAGUGCAAUAUUUAUAAUAAUAUUGGUGUUUUAUGACUGAAUUUAAAAUGGUGUUUUCCAUUGCAUAUUUUAUCUUUUAUCUGAAUAAAAAUGUAAGCAUUUCAUUAACAUAUCUGUUGUAAUUUCACACAUAAUUAGUCUGCAAAAGGUGAAAAGUCUCUGCAGGUCUAAAGCGUUUCAUUACCUUAUAUAGACAAUAAAGUGGAGGAAGUAUAUUAUGACAUCUUAAUGGCCAUCUGAAAGUCUGAAUGUUAAAUGCACAAAAGUUUUAUUGUGACAUUUGACCCUGAGGAGGAUGAGUUAAAUUCCCACAAUAACAAUUUUUAUAUAUGGUUAAUAAAUUGAUCUUACACUUUUUA